GUGCGAGCUACACAUAAAAGCUUGUUCGAAUUUUCUCUGAAUAAAAUGGAGAAGUUGGGAGUUCAUCGAGACGCUCUUCAACCGAUGUCAGUCCGUGGAUUUUUAGAAUCAUGGGAUCCAUCAGCCAUACCAGGAAUGGACAGAGGCUCAGUUGAUAAUGAGAAGGCAAUGCUGCAGACAUUUUCCUCAGAGAUGGGAAUUCCUGUAGACACGCUUCAGGAGCUCAACAUCGUGUGUGGAGAAUCAACAUUGAAAUGUAAUAACGAACCCAAACUGUCAGAGAUGUUCCAAACAGUACCUGCUGAUGUGAAUCUGAUGUCCCUCAAGAUGCAACAGGAAGAACUUGAGCGGAGGCAGCAGAGCACCACCUAUAAUACUUUCAUCAAGCGAUCAAUGAGAAUGAAAAAGUGUGACUUUUUAAUGAAUUUUUCACCAAAUGCAGUGAAGACAAAUGAAGAAAAUUGUCCCAAAGAAUUUCGUGUCCAUCAUCCUGAUGUCGUAAUCACAGUUCACAUCCAUCAACCCAACAACGCUCAGCUUGGCUUCAACAUGAAGCUGGCCUUGGACCAGACAAUCCUAGUGCUGGGAGGUGAGAAGUUGACAGAUCUCCGAGACAAAAUCACGUGUGUUAACGAUUUAGCUUUGGCAGGGGAUCUGAGUGAAAACCCAGACUUCACACCAGAACAUUAUGCUAAGGACAUUUACAAGUCUGGGUUCUUCUACAUUGAGGGCUGUUUUUUCAAUGAUUUGAGAGACAGCAGUGCACAUGACUACAGCCAAAUUAUCAUUGACUGGGCCAAAGAUCCGGACCGGAACAUUGGCCCCAUGCAGACCGCAUCCAUGGCAGACACUUCAUUCCUAGACCUGACUCUUAGACUGGGACAACCUUAUGUCUACAUGCAUCAGGGGGACUGUGAACACCUUAUUGUGUUUUCAGAUAUCAGGAUUUUAAAUCAUCAAGAUCCACAAGAUAUCAGAGACUAUCCUCUUGUUACCCACAAACGUCUGAAAAACCAGACCAAGUGCAGGGUUUGCCAGAUGCAUGCUUCCAGAUGGAUGGCAUACAACAGUGAGCAUUCACCAGAAAAUCCCAGUUUUUUCUGUGAACAGUGUUUCCGAGCUUUACAUUAUGACCAAUUUGGAAAGAAAAUAGGAAGUUUCCAGGCAUUCCGUUACUUUGACAGCAGUGCUGUUAUAUAGGAUAUGUAUCUUACGACUACUGCAAGAUAGUCCACCUGGGUCCCAAGAAUCAUGCAGACACUGAGGGCUGUCAUCACUUUAGCUGUGAACUGUUUUGAAAUCUCAAUCUGAAGAUGGAGGUGCAUGUUCUAAGAGGACGUAAAACAUGUUGCGUUCAGCAAAACGUCUCGUGUUUAAAAAAAACUUAUUCAAGUGAAUAUUAUGAGUGAAAUCUGACAUUUCUGUUGAUAUUUGUAAUAAAAAAAGGACAUGUGUAUUUACAUUUA
Molecule: messenger RNA, 1466 nt
Organism: Ostrea edulis (European flat oyster)
Lineage: Eukaryota; Metazoa; Mollusca; Bivalvia; Ostreida; Ostreidae
Product: snRNA-activating protein complex subunit 3-like
Exons: 9
Coding region: 46-1200 (384 amino acids)
Biological process (GO): snRNA transcription by RNA polymerase III; snRNA transcription by RNA polymerase II
Cellular component (GO): snRNA-activating protein complex
Molecular function (GO): RNA polymerase III type 3 promoter sequence-specific DNA binding; bent DNA binding; RNA polymerase II cis-regulatory region sequence-specific DNA binding
Source: RefSeq, a predicted model, not a curated record